Rodentolepis nana is the source of this 891-nucleotide messenger RNA. The record is from the annotation of a GenBank genome assembly. Lineage: Eukaryota; Metazoa; Platyhelminthes; Cestoda; Cyclophyllidea; Hymenolepididae.
AUGUAUAUUUUAGCAUUGAUUUUAAUGCUAAAGAUCUACCAGACUCGACACCCGGACAUUAACGCUUCCGCUCACUCUGCCUACAUGGUCAUGGCCGUGGUCAUCUUGGCUGGUGUCACUGGUGUGGUAAGUCAGCAAACUUUUUUUUCUUCUCAAAUGCCCCUUGUUUUUGCAAUCAGGAGUUGCCCUUGCUUCCCUGGGAAUGAAAUUAGUUGCUAUUCUGGUCUUUUUGCCCUGAGUUUGCUUGGAAAACCACUCUAUGGGGGCGAAACUUUCUGGGUUGUCUUUACAAUCGUCUUUCUUAUCAUGAGUAUUUGGCUCACUGCUGAAAUCUACUACAUGGGUCAAUGGAACUUUGAUAUUUGCCUUCCACGUCGACUCUACCAUCUGAUGCGUUCAGAUGGAAUUCAUUGCUUGACACCCAUGUACAUGGAGCGCAUGCUUCUCCUCCUCGUUGCCAACUGUGUUAACAUUGGAAUAGCUGCCUUCGGUCUCUUCACUCGCCCUCGGGAUUUCGCCUCCUACCUCCUCUCUAUUUUCAUGAUUAAUCUUCUUAUGUAUUACUGCUUCUAUGUUAUUAUGAAGGUAUGUCUACCACUUGUCGCUAUAGAGAACGCUUCCACUGUAUACCACUGCUGUACAUCUUCCUCGCCUGUAUUACUUGGGGAUUCGCCAUCUACUUUUUUAUACAACACUCCACCACCUGGGAGGCGAGUAACCCCCGCCCAAUCUCGAGCUCUUAACCAGCCGUGCAUCUUUCUCGGUUUCUACGAUGUUCACGACGUUUGGCAUUUUCUCUCUUCCACAUCUAUGUUCUUCUCUUUUAUGUCAAUCAUGACCCUCGAUGACGAUCUGAUCAAUACACCAAGACACAAGAUCCCGGUGUUUUGA